AUGCGAGGAAAGCGGGCUCUUACGCCGUACAAGGCCAAUAGUUACCACAUAAGCCCUAGCGAAGGUGGAGCUAAGAAAAUCUUCGAGCCUGAAGUAGUAGCAGAAUGGCUACGGAAAGGACGAGUCUGGCUUGCCGAAGACGUUAGCAUCUCGGUGAGUCUGGCACACAACAACAAAGGUGUCGGCGGUCUGCUUUUGAACGUUGUGUUCGAUUGGGCGCGAGAUCAGGCGAGGUCUAGAGGGGGCUCAGCGAGGGUGUCGCUAUUCACGUAUCCGGAUGUACCUUGGAAUGGGAAGUGGUAUGAGAAGCGUGGCUUUAAGGAAGUCUUGCCUAUCGAUCUUGGACCAGAGCAUAUCGCGAAGAUGGACCUCGAUGAAAAUUCUGGCGCUUAG
Pseudocercospora fijiensis CIRAD86 is the source of this 393-nucleotide messenger RNA. RefSeq lists its product as uncharacterized. NCBI's taxonomy places the organism in Eukaryota, Fungi, Ascomycota, Dothideomycetes, Mycosphaerellales, Mycosphaerellaceae. The record is from RefSeq and is a predicted model, not a curated record. Gene Ontology annotation, molecular function: acyltransferase activity, transferring groups other than amino-acyl groups. The transcript is spliced from 6 exons. Bases 1 to 393 code for a protein of 130 amino acids.